This is a messenger RNA of Haemonchus placei, 873 nucleotides long. The record is from the annotation of a GenBank genome assembly. Lineage: Eukaryota; Metazoa; Nematoda; Chromadorea; Rhabditida; Trichostrongylidae.
AUGCCUCCAUCCGCACUUGAUGUGGAACGGACACCAGAACGGAAUCGAUGUUCUUCUCCAGAAGCUUCACAAGUGCAUUCGCGAUCAUGGCAUGCUCUUUUAUCACAACCACGUUCACUGAAAGUAUGUAAACCACACAGUUGGGUUUACCCUCGUGGAUUCCCAAUCCUCAGACCACGUCAAGUUUCCAGGAACGGUAUUCCUGCAGAAAACAUCGAAAAAACGUCUUCCAUUUACGUGUAUGAGAAGGACAGAACCUAUUUCGAACAGUGUUUCAAAGAGCUUCGAGUUCUUGGAAGAGGCUUGUUUGGAGAGGCCCUGGAGGUUGAAUGCCGAGAGACAGGGAAACGCUACGCUGUUAAGCGAGCUCUACACACAUUCGAGUCAGCCGGAAAUCGUCAGUUGAAAUUACGUGAAGCCACGAAUCAUGAGGCAAUACCUCCCCACAAGAAUAUCGUCAGAUUUGAAAAAGCCUGGGAGGAAAGAGGCCGUCUGUAUAUCCAAACAGAGCUCUGCGGAGCCAAUCUUGAAGAAUAUCGAGACGAAUUUGGAAUUCUACCAGAGAACGAGUUAUGGAAAGUUCUCUACGAUAUGGUGCACGCUUUACAUCAUUUGCACUCCACAGGAGUACUACAUUUGGAUGUAAAACCAUCGAAUAUCUUCAUUUCUGACGACUCCACCUGUAAAUUGGGUGAUUUUGGACUAGCAUUUGACAUGAAUAAGAUCCCCCGCGAUUCGGCUGAAGAAGGUGACAAGUAUUACAUGGCCCCAGAGAUCCUCAACGACUAUCCAACUACUGCAGCGGACGUCUACAGUUUAGGAGUGUCGAUGUUAGAGGUGAGCCCAUAUUACAAGGCGUCUUUCAGAGGCUAA